Messenger RNA from Aspergillus terreus NIH2624, 1182 nucleotides. Its product is annotated as SWIRM domain-containing protein. The transcript has a single exon. Gene Ontology annotation, molecular function: protein binding; chromatin binding; transcription coactivator activity. The record is from RefSeq and is a predicted model, not a curated record. Bases 1 to 1182 code for a protein of 393 amino acids. Gene Ontology annotation, cellular component: SAGA-type complex; nucleus. NCBI's taxonomy places the organism in Eukaryota, Fungi, Ascomycota, Eurotiomycetes, Eurotiales, Aspergillaceae. Gene Ontology annotation, biological process: regulation of transcription by RNA polymerase II; chromatin remodeling.
AUGGCAUCAUUCGCGCCCGCCUCAAUGUUUCACUCCAGGAGCGAGGGCAAGAUGAAUCGUCUGCCCUCCGUUUCCACUCUGAUGUCCCCUCCAGAAUCCAAACCCUUCGAGAGUUUUAACCCGGAGUUUUCGCCACACGGCACGAAACAGAAUUCGUCUUUUGGCCAUGAUAUGAACGCACUCCCCCCCAUUUCCGUCGAUCGGAAGCGAACACAGUCUGAGAUGGAUUUGCCGUCGCCCCCUGUAACUCCGUACACGGGGACGAAGAAACGAAAGCCGAGUGCCUCAGAGCACUUGGAGAGAGAUGCAAUUGGCACCUCGAGAGAUCCCGUUCUCUUCCCCCGCCAUGAGUCCGUUAACGAUGUCGCCACCGAGCAACCGUUGUUUGGGCCGAUGUUUCCGCCCACGGCAGAAGCGCUGGUCGAGAAACACAUCGAUACUCAUAUGGCAAGGUUUGAAAAUAAGAUAAAUAAACCGACACGGGAGGAAUACCUGUUAGCUCUGUCAUGUGUGCCGAUUGUCUCGACCCAGUAUAAUCGCAAUCCCGCAGCGUGGGCGAGGGAGGAGCGAGAAACGCUUGAGCGCCAAAUGUCCAUGAUGAAUCGUUGUCGUCCUCAUGACUUGGAGACCAAGCUGAAAACACUUGCGCCCGCCCCGGCCAAGAGGGCGUCUGGAACGCAGCCGCGUCCGCAGCGGACUCCCAGAGCCAAGCGUACACCGAGAUCUACGCCCAGACAGAGAAAUCUUGAUUCGUUUGACUCACCUCCCCAACCGAGUAAUAAGCCACCUCGUGCCAUAGGUACAAACCGUGAUGACACAGACUUCAAUUCGAUCAAGGACUAUUGCCCUCCCCUGGAGACUCUGGGAAACAAUGCCAAGGCUCUGAAGGCGGACUGGAAAGGGCAAAUGUUAGAUCUGAGCAAUGAUCCGGAUCGAGAUUUGCUGAGUCCAGCCGAGCUCAGUCUCGCCGCCACGCUGAGACUGUCCUGCGCGACAUAUCUAUGCAGCAAACGUCGCAUCUUCGAAGCCCGUGUCAAGGCUCUGAACGUGAACAAGGAGUUCCGGAAGACUGACGCACAGCAAGCCUGCAAGAUCGACGUCAAUAAAGCAAGCAAGUUGUGGACUGCAUAUGAUCGAGUGGGUUGGUUCCGACCCGAACAUUUCCAACAGUAUUUGAAGUGA